Messenger RNA from Sycon ciliatum, 2881 nucleotides. RefSeq lists its product as uncharacterized. The transcript is spliced from 17 exons. Gene Ontology annotation, biological process: vesicle-mediated transport. The coding region runs from base 196 to 2178 and encodes 660 amino acids. The record is from RefSeq and is a predicted model, not a curated record. Gene Ontology annotation, molecular function: guanyl-nucleotide exchange factor activity; small GTPase binding. Lineage: Eukaryota; Metazoa; Porifera; Calcarea; Leucosolenida; Sycettidae. Gene Ontology annotation, cellular component: cytosol; endocytic vesicle.
AAAAUGUUGUACCUUGCGGGUAGCUAGCUAGCUUUGGAGUUCCCAUCAAUUAUGUUACUUGUGUGCUUCGGGUAGCGUUCCAUUCACCUCAGGUGAUUCGUAACUGUUGGAAGGCAGCGGCCACCUGCGGUGCUGCAACUGCAGGCGGAAGGAUAUUGUAGCGGCAGGCAGCGCAACGCAUCACUCAUCAGCACAAUGAAUCAGGCCAACAAACGCUCGGGGAGUACAACGUCCGAGUUCACAGAGAAGGUGGCAUUUUAUAGUGCUGGUUUGGUCGAGCCGAAUGAUUUUGCGCUCCAGUGCAAUGAUUUCCUUGACAAGAUGAAGCAGAGCAGUGCCUUUGAGCUGGUCAAGAACAUCAAGAAAUUCAUCAGCAAAUUUACACAGCAACAGGUUCCUAAACCGAUUGAAGACCUGGUGGAUGAGAUCCGACAGUUUCUUGAUGACACAUCACUAGUGAUUGAACGACAUCCUCUAUGGAGAACGGCAAGUGACGAGGAAACAAUGAUCGCCGCCGAAGCGCUGGAGAGGUACACCAUGCACAAAGUCCACAAGUGUGUGUAUUCACCAUCCCGCGAGGACGACGCCAGGCGGGAUCGAGAGUUUGUUCAGCAACUCGAGUCUUUGAGUUUCAUCACUCCGAAUCUGCUGGAUAUACCAUUGUCCGGUCCUACCUGUGAAGCAGGCUGGGAAGUUGCUAGUAACCAGCUGAAGAAGAUGGAGAGUUGCAAGUCACCAAGAGACAAAGUCACUUGCGUCAUGAACCUUUUCACAGUCUUGUGCAAACUGUUGGUGGAUGUCGGCUCAGGGAAUGCAGCCGGUGCUGAUGACCUCAUGCCCAACGUCAUCUACAUCAUUCUGAGAGCAAAACCUGCGCAUUGGUUCUCCGAUGUACGCUAUAUACAGAGAUUCCGACACCCUGGUCGACUCUCUUCUGAAGCCGGGUACUACAUGACACAGAUGAUGGGUGCCGUUGCCUUUCUAGAGAAGGUCGAGGCGCGUCACCUCUCCCUGACCGAGGCGGAGUUUCAGAAAGCCAAGCGCGGGGAGUUCACACCACCGACAAGACCUCCACAAGAGAAGAAACGGAGUCGCAAAUCAUCUCCGUCCACCGAGGAUGAGACACCGGUAGGGCCAUCUAGUACUACUGGCACAACGGCCUCUGAAGACGUCCAGGCAGCACAAGCGAGUGCGGAGCCGACUACAGAGGUACCAGAGUUGUCCAAGCAGGAAUUUAUCAAGAGAUUGUCAAGUUGUUCCACUUCAAGUGUGAACAGCACCAGCAGCAACCGCUCAAGCACACACUCUGCAAGUUCUUCCCCCGCUGUCUCUCGUCGCCAUCGCUCGGACAGCAACAAAGGCAACCACCUUAGCAACAGCGGUACCCCUUCGUCCACCUCACCGGCAAUGGCCGCUCGCCACGUAAUCACCCCGACCAGACAGAAGUCGUCGACGGGCUCGGAGGCUGACGUUCGCGAUGGAGUCACACCGACAGCGUCAGCAUUGCCGACUGAAGGUAGCAAUGAUGCGUAUUCCAUUGCCAUUGCUGCUAGUGUGUCAGCAAGUGAUCGUGCCGCCGAGGCAGCUAUUCGCAAGGUUUCCACUCUAGCACCAGAUCUUGACCCUUCCAACCCAAUGAGUAUGCUGUCUCCUCUUACAUCAGUGACUGGUUCUCCUGUCCCGGAGGCUGGAAUUGUGGAACGUUUCCUGAACUGCAAAUUCAAGGAGAUGACAGUUGGCGACAUGACAGAGCUACUGAAAAACUAUCGGAUAUUGGUGCACAAGUACAGCACACUACGUGCUCAGAUGGCCACGGUUAGUGCCACCUCCACCCAGGCCAGACUGCUGGAAGCUCAGCGCUGUGCAGCUGCCAACGGCGGCGGCGGUGGUGGUGGAGAAGCAGGAGUAGCAGCAGGCAGCACCGUGAGUUCUGCGACAACGCCGGCUGCCGCCGUCGCCCGGCAGCAAUCGUCCAGCAGCCGUCUCUCCAGCACGCUAUCGCCAGUCAGCAGUGCGAGUAGCAGCAGCAGCAGCUCUGCCAACCAGAGCAUGCCCAUUAACGCACGGAGCAGUGCUGGUGGAGGCAGCAACGGCAGUACAUCUGACCCCAGCAGAGAGAGCGCCCCGGCUGGUGGAGACGCGGUAUUCAUCUCAAACCCAGCCGCAAUGCUGAACUAGCUCCAACGCCACCGCAUUCCUCACAAGAUUAAAAAACAAACAUAUACCUAUCAGACUACUUCAGGCAAGCAGUGAAACGUUUCCCCUUGUUGUCCCAUGCUUAGAAUUUCACGUCCUGUUUUUCCCUAGUGAUUAUCCAAGUCGGUAUCUUAGCCAGGAGUCUUAUAGAACCUUAGGUCUUGACCUACCAGACGCACAAACAAAGGAAAUGUCAGUGGAAAAUAUUAAUCUAGUUUGACGCCUGUUCUGAAAUGUAACGACAUUGUGGGAACAGGUAAAUGUAUGGUUUGACCAAGAUUGUCCUUGAGCUAUUCAAAUGGCAACGCGCCCAAAUCUAAGACCCCUGUGUGUUUUCCUCUUUUUGACUAUUGAAAAAGAGUGAAUAAUUCUACACGGUAUUUUGUGGAAUUGCUUUGGAGGAAUUCCGUCACUACAGACGUUCGAAUAUUAUUGGCACCCUGCGGGAAUCUUUGCUUAUUUUUUACUAAGGUUAUGAAAGGAAUGCUUGCUUUCCACUACUUUUCACCGCACGGCUAAAUUAUUAUUAUCGCCCUCUGCAUGUGCGUAUCCUGCUGUUUCCCCUCUUGACAUCAUGUAAUAUAUUAUUUGUUUGGAUUCGUUACUCAGUCCCAUGCAGCCACAUUGUUUUUUCACGAGAUAGCCACAAAUCACGAUGGUGCGAAUGCGAGCAUAUACAGCUAAA